This is a messenger RNA of Chaetomium globosum CBS 148.51, 1047 nucleotides long. RefSeq lists its product as uncharacterized. Gene Ontology annotation, cellular component: catalytic step 2 spliceosome. Bases 1 to 1047 code for a protein of 348 amino acids. Gene Ontology annotation, molecular function: protein binding; RNA binding. Lineage: Eukaryota; Fungi; Ascomycota; Sordariomycetes; Sordariales; Chaetomiaceae. The transcript is spliced from 3 exons. The record is from RefSeq and is a predicted model, not a curated record.
AUGUCAGAAAAGAGACCGGCCGCCGACCAGGGACAGCUAGUGGUGAAGCGGCAGAAUGUGGGCACGAGUCGCGCUCUCACCCGCCAGGGCGCGUCGGGGAGCGGCGCACUCAUCCAGACGGCCCCGAGAACAAGCGCGUUGCAGGCACCAUUGAUGGAGUUGUCGGGACACUCAGGGGAGAUCUUCACGGCCAAGUUCGACCCGACGGGGAACCUUAUUGCAUCCGGGUCGAUGGACAGGACAAUAAUGCUUUGGCGAACAUACGGCGACUGCGAAAACUACGGCGUGCUCAGCGGCCACCGCGGCGCCAUCCUCGACCUCCAAUGGUCUCGCGACUCCGAUAUUCUCUUCUCGGCCUCCGCCGAUACGCAUCUCGCGAGCUGGGACCUCACGUCAGGAGAGAGGAUACGGCGGUACGUUGGGCACGAGGAGAUUGUCAACUCGAUGGACAUUAGCAGGCGCGGCGAGGAGCUGUUGAUCAGCGGGAGCGACGACGGGACGAUUGGCAUCUGGGACCCGAGGACAAAGAAUGCCGUUGAUUACAUCGAGACCGAGUUCCCCAUCACGGCCGUGGCCAUCUCUGAGGCCGGUAACGAGAUUUAUUCGGGCGGCAUCGACAAUGACAUUAAGGUGUGGGAUAUCAGGAAGAAGGCGCUGGUUCACUCGAUGCUGGGACACACGGACACAAUCACUUCGUUGAGGGUAUCGCCGGACGGCCAGCAGCUGCUCUCGUAUGCGAUGGAUUCGACGGCGAGGACGUGGGAUAUUCGGCCAUUCGCCCCAGCCGAGCGGCACAUCCGCACGUUUGACGGUGCACCGCUGGGGCUAGAGAAGAACUUGAUCAGCGGGAGCUGGGAUUCGGACGGCAAGAAGAUUGGCGUUGGCGCUGGUGACGGCACUGUUGUUAUCUGGGGUAGCGAUACCGGAAAGCUGCUGUACAAGCUGCCCGGGCACAAAGGCACGGUGAACUGCGCCGAAUUUGCGCCGGGUGAUGCCCCUCUAAGUUGGUACUCCCGAUUCCUGCCCCCAUGUGAUUUUACUGACUGA